Messenger RNA from Verticillium nonalfalfae, 231 nucleotides. RefSeq names its product DNA-directed RNA polymerase II subunit L (gene RPB10). Gene Ontology annotation, biological process: tRNA transcription by RNA polymerase III; transcription by RNA polymerase I; transcription by RNA polymerase II. The transcript is spliced from 4 exons. The record is from RefSeq and is a predicted model, not a curated record. Gene Ontology annotation, molecular function: zinc ion binding; DNA-directed RNA polymerase activity; DNA binding. Bases 1 to 231 code for a protein of 76 amino acids. Gene Ontology annotation, cellular component: RNA polymerase III complex; RNA polymerase I complex; RNA polymerase II, core complex. NCBI's taxonomy places the organism in Eukaryota, Fungi, Ascomycota, Sordariomycetes, Glomerellales, Plectosphaerellaceae.
AUGAUUAUCCCGGUUCGCUGCUUUUCUUGCGGCAAGGUGACAGGCGACUUGUGGGAGCGCUACUUGAAACUCAUUGACGACGGUAUCGCUGAUGGAGACGCUAUGGACGAGCUCGGUCUCAAGCGAUACUGCUGCCGUCGCAUGAUCAUGACCCACGUUGAUCUGAUCGAGAAGCUUCUGAAAUACACUCCCGACGGUCGUAACGAAAAGAAGAACAAUCUGCCCGCAUAA